Molecule: messenger RNA, 702 nt
Organism: Coffea eugenioides
Lineage: Eukaryota; Viridiplantae; Streptophyta; Magnoliopsida; Gentianales; Rubiaceae
Product: cinnamoyl-CoA reductase 1-like
Exons: 2
Coding region: 295-702 (135 amino acids)
Molecular function (GO): oxidoreductase activity, acting on the CH-OH group of donors, NAD or NADP as acceptor
Source: RefSeq, a predicted model, not a curated record
GCUGCUGAUUACUACUAGUAUUGACAGAGGCUGCUGGAAUAAGCUAGCUCCUACAUACAGGACUUGUCUAUUCAAAAUUCCAACACCACCACCUCCGCCUCCUCCUCCUCCAACCGCCCUCUUCUUCAGUCCUCCUCUUUAAGAAUCGACGAAAUCUCUGCCUUGUCCAACCAAAAAAGAAUUAAUAUUCAUAAAAAAGAAAAGAAUAGAACUUCACCCACCUUCUUGAUCAGUCUAUAGUGAAUUUGGUGCUAAAAUACUAAUCCCGUUACUGCUACUGGUAAGCAAUCAGACAUGGCAGCGUGGGAGGCUGAGAAGGACAGGACAGUGUGUGUUACAGGAGCAGGGGGAUACCUGGCAUCUUGGGUAGUCAAGCUACUCCUUUCCCGCCAUUAUACUGUUCAUGCCACCCUCAGAAAGCCCAACGAUGAGAAAUAUGUUCAUCUGAAGAAACUUGACAAAGCAGCUGAGAAUUUGAAACUCUUUAAGGCUGAUUUGCUCGAUUACAAUUCCAUUUCUGCAGCCAUCAGGGGUUGUGAUGGCGUAUUUCAUGUAGCUAGUCCUGUUCCUUCAGGCUCUGUUCCCAAUCCUGAGGCAAGACCAUUUUCAAUCGUUUCAAUUGCUAUGAUAUUUCUUCCUUUUCGUUUCCCCAGAAUAACAUUUUUAACAUAUCUUUUGUUUAUGAGACAGCUAUUGUCAUAA